Messenger RNA from Xenopus tropicalis (tropical clawed frog), 3378 nucleotides. It is a transcript of the gene ddx59, whose product is annotated as DEAD-box helicase 59. Gene Ontology annotation, cellular component: cytoplasm. NCBI's taxonomy places the organism in Eukaryota, Metazoa, Chordata, Amphibia, Anura, Pipidae. The coding region runs from base 259 to 2616 and encodes 785 amino acids. The record is from RefSeq and is a predicted model, not a curated record. The transcript has 7 exons. Gene Ontology annotation, molecular function: nucleotide binding; hydrolase activity; ATP binding.
UUCCACCAUAUCUUUUAUUACAUCCCGUCUAAUAAUAAUUGCAAAUACCGAAUAACGAAACAACAGUUUGUUUGAGCACUCAUUCGGCAAUUACGCUUCUAGUUACCUCAUAACUGUGUGCCGGAAAUGGUCUUGCUUUGCGUUCCAAGGUGCCGGUACUAAUCGAACUGUGUGGCUGUGGAAUAAAAGAACGUGUCUGAGCUACAUGGAUAGCAGGGGCAAGGCAUAAACUCGGGCUUUGGCAGUGAUACGGUCGCAAUGUUCCUGCCCCGAGCAUUGAAACGGCGGCUGGAAGUGAAGACUACAGUGGGGAAGAGAGCCCCUCUGCUAAAGGACCAGUCCGCUACACCCGCUCCUGUGCCCUCCGCGCAGCAAUCCCCAUACUGUUCUACAGCGGAGUCUGUGCCUGAUCCGACUCUGCAAGUGUCCCUUUCUUCUCCGACCCCACCGGCAUCAUCUGUAGCUGCCUCUGCUUUUACUUCUCUUAUGCCAGCUGUUAGUCCUGCUGCCCCAUCUCUGCUCACUACUGAGGCUUCGUCUUUACACACUUCUGCUUCGCCCAUCACACCUGCACCCACCGCUACCCCUUCCCUUACACCUGCACCCACCGCUACCCCUUCCCUUACACCUGCACCCACCGCUACCCCUUCCCUUACACCUGCACCCACCGCUACCCCUUCCCUUACACCUGCACCCACCGCUACCCCUUCCCUUACACCUGCACCUACCGCUACCCCUUCCCUUACACCUGCACCCACCUCCACUCAAUUCCUCAAGGCUGCAAGCUCUUCUACAACACCCACACCAUCCGUACCCACCUCUGCUCCAUCCAUAUCAUGUCCUUCCAUCCCUGCUUCUUUCUCACAACCUAUCAAACUCCCACCAUUAUCCAAAUCUUCAGAGGAUGCCCAUGAAGAAGCAGUUAAGUCAUACAGUAAAUGUCAGCGCUGGCCGUUUCCUGGGGAUCCUGUAUGUGUAAUCUGUGGAAGAUAUGGAGAGUAUAUAUGUGACCAGACGGACCAUGAUGUGUGCAGCUUAGAGUGCAAAGCCAUGGACAUUUUGCGGGUUUGUGGAGCAUCCAGCACCCCAUGUGCUAUCACAGACAUUACCUUAAGCCCACAGCCUUUAUUGUAUUCAGCUAUUGGGCCUCUGGAUAAUUCAGCCAUCACUUCUACAGUCUCCACUGAACUGACCUCAUGCCAAAAUAGUGAUGCAGAUACUUCACAUGUGACCGCAUACAACCACCCAAUGCCUUAUAUCUACAAGGAACAUGAGUUCAUCUCACAGUUAAGCGCUGACCAGAUAAACCACCUGAGACAGCAGCUUAGCUUGUCAGUACAUGGGAAUGAGAUGUGCAAACCUAUCAUGGAGUUUGACCACUGUCAGUUUCCUCCUGUGCUCAGCUCUAACAUAAAGGCAGCAGGUUAUGAAGUGCCUACUCCCAUACAGAUGCAGAUGAUCCCAGUGGGGCUUAUGGGAAGAGAUAUAUUGGCAAGUGCAGAUACUGGCUCAGGGAAAACUGCAGCUUUUCUUCUUCCAGCUAUAAUUCGAUGUCUUGAAAAGAAGGAUUCUCCAGCUGCACUGAUUCUUACACCCACUAGAGAACUGGCUGUGCAGAUAGAGGGACAGGCCAAAGAACUGAUGCGUGGGAUUCCUCACAUGAGGACUGCACUACUUGUGGGCGGGAUGCCUCUGCCCCCUCAGAUACACCGUCUGAAACAAGGUGUACAGGUUAUAAUAGCAACUCCUGGGAGACUUCUAGAAAUCAUUAAGCAGGAUUCUGUGAAUCUUGGUGAUCUAAAGAUUCUUAUUGUGGAUGAGGCAGAUACCAUGCUGAAGAUGGGGUUUCAGCAGCAAGUCCUAGAUAUUUUGGAGGUUGUACCACACGACCAUCAGACCAUUCUGGUUUCAGCUACCAUCCCAGCUGGCAUUGAGGCCUUCACAAAGCAGCUCCUGCAGGAUCCUGUGCGAAUCACUGUAGGCGAGAAAAACCAGCCCUGCACCAACGUGAGACAGAUUGUGCUGUGGGUGGAGGAACCUUCAAAGAAGAAAAAGCUCUUUGAAAUUUUGAAUGAUUCCAAGCUUUUCCAGCCCCCCGUCUUAGUGUUUGUGGAUUGCCGUCUCGGUGCUGAUCUGCUGAGUGAUGCCGUCAGUAAGAUCACAGGGUUAGAGUGUGUGGCAAUGCACUCUGAUAAAUCCCAGGUGGAACGAAUGAAGAUCUUGCAGGGUUUGCUCCAGGGAGAAUAUGAUGUUGUGGUGAGCACUGGAGUUCUGGGGCGUGGGCUGGAUCUGGUGAAUGUCAAGUUGGUGGUGAAUUUUGACAUGCCAUCGAGUAUGGAUGAGUAUGUGCACCAGAUUGGCAGAGCAGGAAGGCUUGGCCACAGGGGAACAGCUAUAACUUUCAUCAACAAGAACAACCGCAACCUCUUCUGGGACCUGGUGAAGAGAGUGCAGCCCACUGGCUCUUUGCUGCCCCCGCAGCUGCUAAAUUCCCCCUAUGUACAAGAACAGAAAAAAGUUGACGAAAGAUUGCGGCGGGACAAAGAGAAGGUGGUAACGGGAGACCAAAUUCUUGAUCUUAUUCGAAAACAUGACAGGCAUAAAUCUCAUAAAUGACUGUCACUAGGUCUCUCCUGCUGAGGAUUAUGGCCAUGUUUACAAGGACUCUGACUGCUGGAAACUUUGUUCUCUGUUGUAGAAAUAUAUGAUUAAAUAUCAAUGUCUCAUAUUGUUGUUUCAUACUUAUAUCUCUGUGCCUAAAGGGAAAGUAAAACAUUUGACAGUGGUUAGAGUGUGAUUUGGAGUGUUUUUGGUCAGAUAUGGAGGAUCAUGGCAAUUAAGUAAUUUAAAUCAUGCUUAUAGGAUAAAGUAGAGAUUUUAUUCUAUAAGGCUUUGGUGUCAGUAAUCUAUAGCAAUUUUUUUCUUGUUGUUUCUCAUGCAGAAGUGGGUUGUAAGGCUCUGUUUAUAUGUUUUCCAUCUCUCUAUUGGUGACUACCUCUUUCUGGAGUAGGAGCUACAGAUUUAGGUGGCGGCAAAUCAAAAGCAGACUAACUUAGCAGUUAUAUCCAAUGUGCCCCCCCCCCCCAAUAAACUUUCUGACUAGCUAAGAGGUUAAAGAGCUGCAAAGGAGGAAGUUGUGUUCUUGCUAUAAUGUUAGAUAUCUGCUCACUCUAGCCUUUAUAAGAUUCGUUUUUAUUGUGCUGUUUUGUGAAAUGCCCCUUUAAGAAUUUGCUUUUCUCUCGAAUAGAAAGGAGAAGUAGACCUCCUUUAACAUUAUUUAAUACAUUUGGCUCGUGCAUAUUGUUUUAAGUAGGAUAUCAACAUCAGGACCCCAAAGAUCUAAAGGGACAGUAACAAUAAAAUUUUGAAUCAAGUUUA